Molecule: messenger RNA, 1105 nt
Organism: Panicum hallii
Lineage: Eukaryota; Viridiplantae; Streptophyta; Magnoliopsida; Poales; Poaceae
Product: reticulon-like protein B9
Exons: 5
Coding region: 33-710 (225 amino acids)
Source: RefSeq, a predicted model, not a curated record
ACGCCACAAGAAUUUCUCAGAACUCUGAAGCCAUGCCUCCUCAUGUUGAGAGCAGUUCUUCUGACGAUGAUGGACCGGCAACAAGGCUAUUUCAUAGACGCAGAUCAGUUCAUAAGCUACUCGGUCGAUGGAAAGUCGCGGACAUCCUGCUAUGGAGGAACAAAAACCUAUCAGCAGGGAUCCUCGCAGGGGCAACACUGGUCUGGUUCCUGUUCGACGUGGUUGAGUACAACGUAGUAACGCUCCUUUGUCACAUUGCACUCCUUGGGAUGCUUCUGCUCUUCAUCUGGUCGAACGCCGCGCCUCUCUUUGACAGUCUCGUGUUUUGCAGGCGGCCUCCACAUAUUCCAGAGGCCAUUGUUUCUGAAAAAGCGUUCAGAGAAAUUGCACAGACCACCCAGUACAAACUGGCUCACUUUGUAUCAAUCCUGUAUGACAUUGCAUGCGGGAAGGAUCUCAAGAAGUUUCUCAUGGUGAUUGGAUCUUUGUGGGUACUGGCAGUAGUUGGAGAUACUUGCAGCUUCACCACACUGUUAUAUGUUGGAUUUUUGUGUGCUCUGACUUUACCGCCAUUAUAUGAAAGAUACGAAACAGAAGUGGACCAUAUUGUUGCCAAAGGGGGUGAAGACCUCAAGAAAUUCUACGAGAAGGUUGACUCCAAUGUCCUCAACAAGAUACCAAGAGGCCCUAUCAAGACAAAAGUUCGCUAAGAUGUUCUUCGAGUUUCCCUAAGUCGUCAGGACACACAAAUAGUCCCAUACUCCCAUAUAUGUAAAAUAGUAACUAGUUACUGGAUUUAGGGCCUGUUUGGAGAGCCGCCACACCUGCCACACCGCGCCUAACUUUUUCUGCCGCAGGUGCGGCGGCCGUUUUGGCCGCCACAAGUUAGGCGCGGUGUGGCGUCCUAGGCGCCACACCAAACGGGCCUUUAACUUCAAAACAAAUAUAUGGUACGAAAUUGCGCAUGUUAGACUACUACUGAUGUGAACCACUGCACCAUAUACUUUACCUUGUCGGAAUAUGAUGGUUGGAUGAAUGUUCGUAAAGAAAACAUUUGUUAGAUGUACUUACUAGAUUAGAAUGUUUUUUUUGUAAAAAUGCCACA